AUGGAUUCUUAUGAUUUUGUUGACAUUGUUAAAGCGGAGAAGGCCAAUGCGCUUGCGAGAUACAGACGGUUUACAAAUAUGGCGAAGUUUUUUCAGUUAGUUGAAGUUUUCUUCGCGAUUGCUUUGAUUUCGUGGUCGUCUACUCGCCUUCCUACAGUUCUAAAAUUCUCCGGCGAGUAUCUGUUGGCAUUUUCGUCUUACUUGAUGAAUCAACACGUUGUUUUUCUACUCGGAAAUGUAAUUGUCGUUGUUUGUUAUGUUCUUUCACGUCAUACGGAAGCCGGAAACGAAUCCGGUGGUUCUGGAAUUGACAACGACGACGGUAAAUACAAUCAGUUAAAUCAUCAGAAAACAACCGUAGACACUCCAAAUCCUAAACCGGUGCCGUCGCCUGUGAUUGAAUCACCGAUCACAAAGAAAGCGGUAGAGGCGGAAAGUCGUGAUCGGAAGAUUCAAAAUGAGAAAGCAAUCGUCAAAACGGAGUCAGAAGUGACAACUGUAAUGGUAAUCAAGCAGGCGGCGAAGCAGAUAGAGAGAUUUCAGAGAACUCAAUCGGAUAAGUUGAAGAUCCAGAAUUCUAUGAAGCCUCGUCGUGAAUUAAGGCGGUCAGUGACUAGCAUUGCCGCUACCUCCGCCGCCGAUGAGUCGACGGUGACAUCAUUUGACGCGGUGGACAGGCUGAGCAACGAAGAAUUCCGGAUUGCCGUUGAGGCAUUCAUUUCAAAACAACAGAGCUUUCUCAAGCAACAGAGCAUGGUUGAAGAUGGCAGAUCAUGA
Molecule: messenger RNA, 777 nt
Organism: Lactuca virosa
Lineage: Eukaryota; Viridiplantae; Streptophyta; Magnoliopsida; Asterales; Asteraceae
Source: the annotation of a GenBank genome assembly